GAAGGGGAGGGGGCCCGCUUUGGAGAGGUUAGAACAAGGCGAAGCUGGGUUACGGAAGAUGGAGAGAGGCAGACGGAAAGCGCGGUGGGGCUGCAGAGAAACAAGACACACAGACAAGACCCUCCAGCUUUGGCGCGCCACGCCACGCCCCCUUCCCCUAUAGGGCAGCUCGUUCUUGCUUCCAGGACACGGGAGGUGGGAAGCGCGAGGGCGGCUCUGUGCACGCCUGAGCGAGCGCUUAGUGUCCCCUGCCUUGCGCGCCUGCGCGAUCCUCUCCCCCUCCCCACCUCCCAUCAUCUUCAACCCCCUUCGCUCGCUCUCCCCCGUUAUUCCUCCUCCUGUUAAACAAAUAGGAGAUCCUAGACCUUGUGGACCAAGAGGAGGUGGAGAAUCGGGAUCGGAGGAGAGAUGUAGGAAAAGGCACAACAUCAGUGCUCCCAAUCUUAGUCAGAAAUUAGUCUCCCCCCCCACACACACACUCACUCACACACACACACACACACACACACCAUAAUGCAUUGGAUGGCGAUGGUGUCUCCUGGCGGCAGCCUGAGUGGAUAUUGCUACUCCUAGCUUGGAUAGUCUUGCUUAAAGACAGACGGGAGGAGGAAGCCGGACAAGAGGCAGGAGAGACAGGCGGAGACCGUCAUCUUUUUGUUCCUGCCUGCAAGUUUCCAAAGGCAUCUGGAUGCCUGCUGUUGGAAACAGAAUGCUGGGCUAGAGGAAGAUUGGUCUGAUCCAGAAGGGCCGAGUGUGACUUGGACCAAGAGCACCCACCAAGCUACAUGGCUGAGCAGUGAUCUGAACACCAGUCUUCCUGAACUGUGAACAACUUCAAACACUCUAACCUCAAGAGGUGUGUGAUGAGAAAUGGCUUUGGGGAACAACACGCAGCGAAGUUACUCCAUCAUCCCAUGUUUCAUCUUUGUCGAGCUCGUCAUAAUGGCCGGGACCGUUCUGCUUGCCUACUACUUCGAGUGCACAGACACUUUCCAGGUGCAUAUCCAAGGCUUCUUUUGCCAGGAUGGAGAUUUGAUGAAACCUUAUCCAGGAACAGAGGAUGAAAGCUUCAUUUCCCCUCUCGUCCUCUACUGUGUACUGGCUGCAACUCCAACAGCAAUUAUUUUUAUUGGGGAGAUAUCCAUGUACUUCAUCAAGUCCACCAGAGAAAGCCUGAUUGUCCAGGAAAAAACCAUUUUGACUGGAGAAUGCUGCUACCUGAAUCCAUUAAUUCGGAGAAUCAUUCGAUUUAUAGGAGUGUUUGCAUUUGGCCUUUUCGCCACUGACAUAUUUGUAAAUGCCGGCCAGGUAGUGACGGGAAACUUGGCACCCUAUUUCCUGACUGUAUGUAAACCCAACUACACUGGAAGUGACUGCCGGGCUCACCACCAGUUUGUAAACAAUGGGAAUAUCUGUACUGGUGACCACGAUGUGAUUGAGAAGGCAAGGAGAUCCUUUCCAUCCAAACAUGCUGCUCUGAGCAUUUAUUCAGCCUUAUAUGCUACGAUGUACAUCACUAGCACAAUCAAGACAAAGAGCAGUCGGCUUGCCAAGCCAGUGUUGUGCUUGGGGACUCUGUGUGCCGCGUUCCUCACCGGGCUUAACCGAGUGUCUGAGUAUCGGAACCACUGUUCAGAUGUCAUUGCAGGCUUUAUCUUGGGAAGUGCCGUAGCUCUCUUUCUGGGAAUGUGUGUGGUUCAUAACUUCAAAGGAACACAUGGAGCUCCUUCUAAAUCGAAGCCUGAAGAACAGCGGGGAAUGCCCCUGAUGGCGUUUCCAAGAGUGGAAAGUCCUUUGGAGACAUUGAGUGCGCAGAAUCACUCUGCCUCUAUGACUGAAGUCACCUGAUCUGAAAGAUGGCAAAAGAAGUUAUUUUUUAUCACCCUCCAGUACAAUACUCCCAAGACAACACACAGUUAUACUAAUUGUCAAACUGUGAUGACCAGUAUUAUGUUAUGUCUAGUUAGAAGCUAAUGUUUUGUACAUUUUUGUAUGAGGAAGUGAUGUAGCUUGCCCUGGAAUUUCCCCCCUUUGGUCAGCUUCAAUAUAUUUAUGCCCGAAUUUAAGACAAAAUGAAAAAAAAAAAAGUAACAGCAAACUAAAAAAAAAAAAUGGGAAAAAAGGAUGAGAGAGAGACCUUUUCUUGUUUCAAACAUUUUCUGAGGCACUACAUCUUUGGGAAUUGUUGAUGUUUUGUGAUAUUUGUACACAGACCUUUUUUUGGUUUUGUUUUAUAUACAAUAAAUUAAAUUAUAAUUAUAAUGCUAAUUCACUUUUACCUUUUGUUACCAGGGAAAAUGCUUCCAAUAGGUAAAGGGCUGGAUUCAGUUAUGCUGAUAGAAUUCUGCAGUAAUUCCUAAUGAAGUUUUUCUAGAUUUGCCACAGCAUAGCCAGGAUCCAGCACUUUAGGCUAUUGAUGACAGCACAGUUAAGAAAAUGACUGAGAACUAGUCUGUUGUGAACUUUGACUCUUCUGUCCAAAACCCCUGGAAGUGAGAAGGAGUCUGACAGGAGAUCUCUGAACCCUCUCUCAGGACUCCUGUGCAUUUCUGUGGAGCUUGCUUAGGAAAUUGUUCCAAUGGAUUGUGUCCAAAGUGCAUAACUUUCAGGUUCCUCACUCCAGACUAGUCCCACUGGGCACAUGGCCCUCAGUUUGUGUGCGCAAACGAUCCACAGUUCCUUGUGGCUUUCUCCAUACUCUUCCCUGAAUCUUCUCCCAGCAAGAGCUGUUUGUGUGAGCUAAAUGACAAAUUACUUCUAAACACACUUGCUUGGAGCUGUUACUAAGGAGAUUACAGUGAAAGCCUGGGUACACAUGCACAUAUAUUGAACAUUGUCUUUAAGAUCACUGCCAUUGAUCGCAGGAAUAAGUGACUGCAGCUUAUGGGCCAAGGUUAUUGUUAGACUUCUGCUCGGCAGGACUGUUGCAAUAUCAAGAGCCUAGUGAAUUGGUUAAAGAGGGCCAUUGUGCUAGUUACACUCGGAUAAUUAAUGUAAUAUUGUAAGCAUUUUUAUACAGACUUUAGAACCAUACCCUGGGAACUGGGAAGAAUGCUAGAGUAUUACUGCAGUCACAGUCCAAAGAAAUAUGGUCUACAUUACAAUAAGCUUAGAACAUAGGAAGCUGCCAUAUACUGAGUCAGACCAUAGGUCAAGCUAGCUCAGUAUUGUCUACGCAGACUGGCAGCAGCUUCUCCAAGGUUGCAGCUUAAAUCUGCCUCAGAGCAUACUUUUAAAAGACAUGAUUCUUAAGACUUGUCUCCUAAGAAGCAUCAUAUCGGAAACUCCACAGACACAGGCCACCUUCAAAUUGCCAAAUCACAGGUCCAAGGGACCUGCAGUUUGCCUCCAUCUCCCCAACCCCCAUGCGUGCACCCAGACGAUCAGAUUCUGAAGUCUGGGAGCUGGCAAAAGGGGCAGGACUGACUGCAAAGAUUCCCCCCACUGACUCCGGAGGGACAGCCUGAGCCAGCCAAUGGACUGGUAGCCCAUGGGAGGAGCUUCCUCCCUUACCUCCAGUUUGGGGAACAAUCCCAAUCUGGACGUAAUUGAGGCAGGAAUGAACCCUCAGUUGAGUGAGUGGAACUCACUACAAACCAGGGGUUCAUUCCCAGGUUUCGGGGCAAAAUCGGAACCUUGGUUGGCUCUGGGAACCAUGGUUCCAAUAAUUCUGACAUCACCAGGGAGGGGGGCGCGGAACCAUAGGUGAGUUUGCCUCCUCCAGUUUGGCAUUAUGUCGAAGGCAGCCAUAUUCACCCAGCCACUUAACCAGAGUUCUACCAAAUGUGCAUCUUCGCUGUGAAAUAGACAUGUUGUAACCCUUCCUUUGUGGCAUAUGCAUGCAUAUUUAAGACAUGGGUAACUUUGGAAGUGGCACUCACCCUUGGACCAAAUAUAUCUGGCCCUUAGGUACACUUGAAAUUCUGCCCACACCAAGGUACAUUGCGAAGGGCCCAAAUUGGUCUUGAAAGUUUGAAGCCAUCACUAUGGUUCCACCUAGUGUUUUGUAAUAGGAGGAGUGUAAAUGUUUCAUCACUACAUUAUAGCAUCAUAUAACCACCUAGAAAGGAGCCUUAGGCUAGUCAAUCUGUAACUCAGUUCCACUGGUGCUAAUAUAAAAAACAACACCAUUCACAUUGACAUGUGUGGGAAAUUAGAUCCAGGCAAUUUGUAACACUUAGCCACAUGAAAAGUAGACUUUCUCUGCUUGUAUGGAACUCUGAAAGCCUCCUCCCUACAGGCCAGGAUUGCUGGAGUGGUUUUAAGUCAUACUCAUUCUUGUCAUCUCUGGUUAUCUCUUGCAGCUAAUCUUUCCUGCCCCUUCCUUGCCCAAUUGCCAGGGAAGAGUAGCUGACAGCAGGGGCAGCCCUUCCAUGAGGCAAAAUGAGGCGAUCACCUCAGGCAGCAGGUUAUUGGGAUGCGAGGCAGCAUGAUGCCCUCCUGCCCCCCCUUAUAAAGGAAGGGGGGUUGUGUACAAGGGGGAAAGCAACAUUUGGUACCCUGCCUCAGUUGCACAGGGAUCUUGAGCCCCACUGGCUGCCUGAGACCGAGGGAGCUAACAAUAGGCCCAGACUAUGGCUCCUCUUCUGUGUUUACAACCUCAAACCACACAGCUUUCAUACCUGUAGGAAUUGGUGGGGGGGGGGCAGUGGGAGCCUUCAGAGUUCUGAAAAGACUUGUGGUAAGUGUAAUGUGUAGCCCAGCUCAUAAACCUUAAUGGACUUGGACAUGCCUUUCCCAUAGAAGUGCCUGCCUAGUCAUUCAUUACAAGAACAGGCAAUGUCUACCUUUUGUAAGUCGUAUCGUAAUGCAUUUGUAUCUAAAAACUGGUUUUCACUUUGCACAGUAUUAUUGUGAACAGAUCAAAAGAGAACAAUGGACCAGUCUCCUGGUCAAUCUUUUUUGUCCUAGGGCUUUCCUGCUGCAUCUCAUUUUUCUAGCAUGGUGAUAACCAAUAGUGUGUUUCCUUUGAGGAAUGGAGCUUCUCUUUGUACUUUUGCUGGAAUGUCUACCAUGUUGGUUCUUGGGUUUUUGUAUACUUUUUUCCAAGAAGAGAUGAAAGAAAAAAAAGCUUAUCACAAAAAUA
Molecule: messenger RNA, 5086 nt
Organism: Hemicordylus capensis (graceful crag lizard)
Lineage: Eukaryota; Metazoa; Chordata; Lepidosauria; Squamata; Cordylidae
Gene: PLPPR1
Product: phospholipid phosphatase related 1
Exons: 9
Coding region: 871-1848 (325 amino acids)
Biological process (GO): phospholipid metabolic process; phospholipid dephosphorylation; signal transduction
Molecular function (GO): phosphatidate phosphatase activity
Source: RefSeq, a predicted model, not a curated record